Messenger RNA from Xyrichtys novacula (pearly razorfish), 3486 nucleotides. The record is from the annotation of a GenBank genome assembly. NCBI's taxonomy places the organism in Eukaryota, Metazoa, Chordata, Actinopteri, Labriformes, Labridae.
GCACAGUGAAGCACUCUGGUUCAGCGCUUCUCAAGGGGAGGAAUCAUAGCCAACUACAACUCAACAAUACAACCUAACCCCCCUUUUCUCUUUCUUCAUCUACGGACUAAAGCUGCACAUUAACUUUUAAAGCAUCUUUUCUACAACCAAAACCAGUCGUGGCAGAAACUACCGCUCGUCGCAUACAAGGAACCGACUCGGUCCUCUAUGAAAGAGGGAGUGCGGCAGCAAACUUGGAGCAAAGAGAUGUCUGCGACGGUUUUGUCCGCUUUCUACGACAUGGACAUGCUUUACAAGGUAGAAACCGUACUGUAUAUGUUGAUUUGAUGUUUGCAGGAGGACUAUCGCUUCGACUUCUGUGCAUUUUAAGUUCACAUGCAACAAGUUGCUGCGCUGCAGGAAGUUUUCUUGAACGCACCAUGUGUUUCAUAAAGCCAGACAAUCUGUGCUAACUUGUGUCUCUUUUUCUCCCCCAGCAGGAUAAAAGCAUGAACAUGAACGCGCUCCACAUCAACAGCAUGUUGGAUAAGAAAGCUGUGGGGGCUCCGGUCACCACUCAAGGCUCCGGCGGCGCCUUCACGCCAGGAUUUUUCCGCAGAAACUCAACCAGCAACGUGGAGGCGAUGAACAACGGUAACAAGUACUCAGUGGGCUCCUACGGAAGCCUGAAGGAGAACACACCGAGCAGCACCAGCAGUGCCACGGCCUUAAUGAACAAGGAGAACAAGUUCCGCGACCGCGCUUACAGCGAGAGCGGGGAGCGGGGCGUGCUGCAGCAGAAGCCCGGCUCUCAGAUCAACUCCACCCGCUACAAGACCGAGCUGUGCCGGCCCUUCGAGGAGAACGGCUCCUGCAAGUACGGGGAGAAAUGUCAGUUUGCUCACGGCUACCACGAGCUCAGGAGCUUGUCCCGCCACCCCAAGUACAAAACAGAGCCCUGCCGCACCUUCCACACCAUCGGCUUCUGCCCGUACGGCCCCCGCUGUCACUUUAUCCACAACGCCGACGAGCGCCGGCCCGCUCCAGCAGCCAACGCCAACGUGCAGGAGCCCCGGUCAGCCCGCGAGCUGUGCGGCUACAGGGACGUCAUGCCCCCACAGCAGCUCGGCUUUUCACAGCGAGACAGACCAAAGCUCCACCACAGCCUCAGCUUCUCGGGCUUCUCCACCCACCACGGGCUCGAGUCUCCCCUGCUAGACAGCCCCACGUCCCGGACCCCUCCUCCGCCCACCACCGCCUCCUCCUGCACCUCCGCCUCCAGCUUCUACGAGGAGGUGCUCUCUCCCAACUCCGUGUCCUGCAUCAACAGUGCCUUCUCCUUCCCCGGACAGGACCUUAAAGCCUUACUGGCUCCCUUGGCGGUGCACACCCCCGGCUAUGCCAACAACCACUCCACCGGAGCCUACUACGGGAACGUGCCGGGCAGCGCGUGCCCGCCCUCCCCUCCCGCCUACAACAUGAGCCACCUGCAGGCGCUGCGCCGCCUCAGCGAGUCUCCGGUGUUCGAGCCUCCUCCCAGCCCGCCAGACUCGCUCUCUGACCGGGAGAGCUAUGCGAGCGGGUCCCUCAGCUCUUCCGGGAGCCUCAGCGGCUCCGAGUCCCCGAGUCUGGACGCUGGAAGACGGCUGCCUAUCUUCAGCAGGCUGUCGAUUUCUGAUGACUGAAUCAGUGUGUUUUCACUCGGAUUUAUAGACGGUCCGGCAGGGUGGUAUGGGACCCGAAUCCCCCCUCGGGCCCUCCGCCUUCUUUUAAGCAGAAGCCACCCUGCCGAAGUGCCUUUUGAGCAAGACAUUGAGUCCCUGGCAGCUCCGGGGGUGCUGACCCUGCUCUGACCUCCCUGGAGGGGGGCACGAAGAGAGAAACAGGGAUCAAUUAAGCUUCAACAGUUAAAGUGUCCUUGACCUGGCAUUAGUUCAGUAUCUGUCUUUCUUUUUCUGUGUAUUAUAUCUGUAUUAAAGUUAGAUAGCAAACAGAAGGCAUUCCAUCAGUGCCUUGCCCCAGGGCUCGCGGCAGCCCCCACCCCCCUGGUCCACACUGUUCCUGGGAUUAAACGUGUGGCCGACAUGACUUGACAAGAAAAAGAGACUGUAAGCGGUUUUCAGAUUUCCUCCAUCCUGCCAAGAAAAUGCCUUGAUGACUCAAAGUAACAUUUUUCUUUUAUCAGUGUUUUUUUUUUUUUUUUUUUCCUUCUUCCAUUCCAAACUUUUUCCUCCUCCAGCGCCACCCAGUGGUCGGUUCGGUUAGUGUAGUUUGUUGCUUGGUUAAAGCACUCUUGAGUUGGGUUUGUUUGGGGAAAUCACUGCUGAUGGUUGAAUAUCUAUUUUUUUAGCUGUUUUGAGUGAUUGACAUAGCUGUGCAUAACUGGCUAUGGACUAUUUAACUUAUUUAUUAUCUUGUGAAAAAAGUAUAGGCUACAUUGGUAAUUUUUGUGUCCAUACUGUAUUUAUCAAGUAUGAUGAAGCAAUAGAUCUAUAUUCUUUUAUGUUUAAAUUAUGAUCGCCAUUAUUAAUCUGCAUAAAGUGGAGUGUAUGUUCUUUUCACAGUAAUAUAUAUAUUUUGUUUUUUUUCUCCUUUUUUGUAACUUCACUUGGUUAUUUUUAUUGUAAAUGAGUAAAAAAAAUCUUAAUUUAAGAGAACGUAUGUGAUAUUUAUUUCAUUAAUUUUGUUUCCUUGUUUACGUUUAUUAAAAGAAAAGUUUGCGUGAUUGCUGUUGCUCGUGUGUCAGUGCUUAGAAGGCUUUUUUUUUCCUUGAGGAUCCCUAUUUAGCUGUUUUUUUUUUUUUUUUUUUUUGGUAGAAUGUAUAAACAAUGUGGUUGUACAGACCGUCCAAACUUUACUUCUUUUGUUUAGAUCAGACGUCAGUGACAAAGAACCCAAGUCAAUAAAUUAACCAAAAAGUAUUUUUGUUUUCUGUGUUUGCACGAGGUCACACUGUGAUUCCAGCCACGUGCUAAAGAAUGUAGCAUCCUUGUGCCCCAGUAUUAUUGUGUAGUGCCUAUGGGGUUCACCAUCUUGACAUGCCUUAAAAUUAACCAAAUAAAGUAUUUUUCCUACAUGGCAUCUUUUAUACACACGUUGAACUGAAUGUAGAGUUGAAUCUAUUUUUAAAGGUUGUUACCACUCAGACACCCUGACAGAAACAGCCGUAACCUUUCUAAACCCCCAUUCCUCUUAUUUUCAUUUCCUUUUUGCUGUUUUUCUUUCUUUUUUUUUCAUAUUGAGAUGUAGUGUGAGCGUUAGCUGAGAGGGAAGUGGAUGAACACGUUUGGUUUGUACAUAGUAGGUACAGGGGGAAGCGCACUAUGUACUUUUGACUACUUUAUCAGAAGUAAAGCUUUUUGAAUGUAACAAAAAAACGGACAAAAAGACAACGAGAGUUGUGAUAUUUUUGGGGGAGUCAGUUCACUACAAAUCCAGUGUGAGACUGUUAACUUUGUACUGUACAUUUUUGUAGUUCUCCCAAUAAAAAUCAUUUUGAAAAAGCUU